AUGAUUGUCAAGCCAGCGAGAGUUUGGUCGGCAUAUCUUGCCGCCACCACUCCUAAUCGGCAGUGGUGCACAGAAGCGUACACACGAAUUGAGGUAUACGAGGUUGAUGGUGCCUUUUACUAUCAACUAUGUAAGUGGCAAAAGUUGAUGGACGCCGACGACCGCGUGACGAGAGUCUGUUGCGCAACGAUGCAGGUGCCUCAUCGGAGGCGUGGACAGUGGUACAAAUCGAUGGCCGUCGCUGCAGUCGUGGUCGACGUGGGGACUCCUCUUGCGCCUCCUCACACCACUUCGAUCCAUGCACAACAGAAGCCGCUCGGAACCGACGCUCCGGCUGGCGAAGAAAAUGCCGAAGUGCUAAAAUGCUGCGACGACGGCAUCGGUGUCGAGGGACAGCGAAUUGCGUUCGAGAAUCACCGCCUCCGCUGA
Soboliphyme baturini is the source of this 429-nucleotide messenger RNA. NCBI's taxonomy places the organism in Eukaryota, Metazoa, Nematoda, Enoplea, Dioctophymatida, Soboliphymatidae. The record is from the annotation of a GenBank genome assembly.